AUGAGGGGCCAUCAUCCCGGCGGCUGUGUGGAGGAAUAUCCCCUCAAAAGUGUCUUUAAACGGCUUUAUGAUGAGGACACGGGCCUGUAGUACGGGCACCUGAGUGACACACAGCAUCUGUGGACCUCCUCCGUGGGUUUGAAUUGCACCAGCUCCCAGUUGCUUUCCACUUGAGACAGUCGAGGACAAAUGCCUUAAGUUUCAUAUUCUAGCUUACAGACAACAGUAUCUCCUCAUAUCCAGCCUUUCAGCUACAAUCACAACACAUUACUAAUCCGCCACACUCCAGCCACCAUGUCCUCCAUCCUGCCUUUUACUCCCCCGGUCGUGAAGCGCCUCCUGGGCUGGAAAAAGAGCCCGAGCGGGACCAGCGGGGCGGGGAGCGGGGGCAUCGGAGGCGUGGGGGAGCAGAACGGAGGGGGUCAGGAGGAGAAGUGGUGCGAGAAGGCCGUCAAGAGCUUGGUGAAGAAGCUGAAGAAGACUGGGCAGCUGGAUGAACUGGAGAAGGCCAUCAGCACACAGAACAGCAACACCAAAUGUGUCACUAUACCCAGCAAUUGCUCAGAUCUUUGGGGGCUAGGCUCAGGCCACACGAUAGAGCAGUGGGAGUCUGCGGGCAUGUACGGAUACCAGGACCACGGCAGGUCACUGGAUGGGCGCCUCCAGGUGUCUCACCGCAAAGGCUUGCCCCACGUCAUCUACUGCCGCCUGUGGAGAUGGCCCGACCUGCACAGCCACCACGAGCUGCGCGCCAUCGACACCUGCCAGUACGCCUUCAACCUCAAAAAGGACGAAGUGUGCGUCAACCCCUACCAUUACCAGAGAGUGGAGACGCCUGUGCUGCCCCCAGUGUUGGUACCACGCCACACAGAGAUUCUGACCGAGCUUCCUCCUUUAGACGAUUUCGCAAAUUCUAUCCCUGAAAACACCAACUUCCCCGCUGGAAUCGACCCUCCCAACAAUUAUAUACCAGAGACUCCACCACCCGGAUACAUAAGUGAGGAUGGAGAAACCAGUGACCAGCAGAUGAAUCAAAGUAUGGAAUCAGGUUCUCCAUCGGAAUUGUCCCCAAGUACUUUAUCUCCAGUCAGCCAUGGAUUAGACCUUCAGCCGGUCACCUACAGCGAGCCGGCUUUCUGGUGUUCUAUAGCCUACUAUGAGUUAAACCAGCGAGUGGGAGAGACCUUUCACGCCUCGCAACCAUCACUGACUGUGGACGGCUUCACUGACCCCUCCAACUCUGAACGCUUCUGUCUAGGGCUCCUCAGCAACGUCAACAGAAACGCCACCGUGGAAAUGACAAGGAGGCAUAUAGGUCGCGGUGUACGAUUGUAUUACAUUGGAGGAGAGGUCUUUGCAGAGUGCCUCAGUGACAGUGCCAUUUUUGUUCAGAGCCCCAACUGCAACCAACGAUAUGGCUGGCACCCGGCCACAGUCUGCAAGAUACCAUCAGGCUGCAAUUUGAAGAUUUUCAAUAACCAGGAAUUUGCUGCACUCCUGGCCCAGUCUGUCAACCAGGGCUUUGAGGCCGUGUACCAGCUAACCAGGAUGUGCACCAUCAGAAUGAGCUUUGUCAAGGGCUGGGGAGCAGAAUACAGAAGACAAACUGUCACCAGCACUCCCUGUUGGAUUGAGCUCCAUCUCAAUGGCCCCCUCCAGUGGUUGGACAAGGUGUUGACUCAAAUGGGUUCCCCAUCAGUCCGCUGCUCCAGUAUGUCUUAAACUGAGUCAUCAAAUGCUGACAAAUGUAAACAGGAAGUCAAAAAAGAGACAGAUCUGUCAAGUCCACUCCAAAAUGGUGGAAAAAAAGACUAUGGAUCUUUGAUAGAUGGAUGGGAUUAACACAAUGUGGGCCAAAAGUCAGCAUGACAUUCCAGUCAUCUCGGACAUAUUCAACCUUUACAAUUUCCAAACUAAUUGAUGUCAUAAUGGACCAAACAUUUUUACUGGAUGCUCCAAAACACUAAACACAAGAAGGUGUGGACAGGACUGUUUUGGCAGUAAUUUAUGCAUGUAACUCACUCAACAUACUUAGUAGGCUCAUGUCACCUUGUUAUUCCAUGCAGUUUGUCAAGGCAUUUUCCUUUUGCAGAAACAUUCAUAUAGAAGGCUUUUUCUCGGGUUACCUUUUUAAACCAAAGCCAACUAACAGCAACCUAUCGAUUUAAUAGAGAUUUUAAAUUGUCGUUUUUAUUAUAUUUGUCAAUGACCAGCCCAAUUUCAAUGUUUUUUUUUUUUGAGUGAGUGAUGUUGAAAGGAGUUUUUGGCCAGAUUUGGUUUAAAUGAUGGAAAUGCCUUUUUCGAGUGGCUAACAGCAAACAUAACUGGAAUGUAUUGAAAACAAGAGUGUGUCGAUUGACUCGUAUGCUAAUUUAGAUGCAAAACUACAAAAUGCCCCCAUUUUUCUACAAUUCUUUACUACCCAACAAAUUGCACUAUACUAUAGUACUAUACUAUACUAUACUUUUGCACAUCCUUUUUGAUUAUUAAUAAGGAACGUGCAGUAUGGAUCGAUUGGCACAAAAUGUUUAGAAGUCCUAAACUAACAUGCAGUAUUGUCUUUUGAAUAUCUGGUCUUUCGCUGACAAAUGAGGCUUUCUUUUUGCAACAUCUAGUUUUACUACUGAUGUUCUUAACAGCUUCUAUACUGUAAUUGCACUGCCCCAAAAAUAUGCACCCUUAAUAAUGUUACAUGGACGUUGCCUUGGUGAGAAAUACAGUGUUGAGAAAUAUGCAGAGGAAUGUUUUAUGAAGCUCAAUGAAAGGAGGAAAUGGCAGAUAUUUUUAUACAUAAUUUGUCAGAGAAUUCUAUGCUUUUUUUUUUUUUUUUUUUUUUUUUUUGGGACUUACAUGCCCUCAUUGAAUUGGCUUUUAUGCUCAUUUGAAAUGUCUAAAUUGGAUUUUUUUCUCAAAUCUAUAACCAGCUUGUUCAGUAUUGUUCACAAUUCCGCACCCAAAUCAUUCAAGUAUUUAAGCUUUAAACGACAAGCUAGGUAAGCCACAAAUUAAUAUUACUUUACACAUUCUUUGUACUUUCUUAUAUUUUCUAUAUAUAUAGAUAUAUUUAAAAUUUCCCUCUUUUCUUUAGAAACCAGUAUUUUAGGGUAUGCCCUUUAUUGCCUGUUAUUUUACAAUAUCACAGCAUGAUGAAGUAAUAAUAAACAUGAUAUACUGUAUAUUGCGUUUCCACUGAAAAAAAUGAAGUGUAUGCUUUUAGAAGCAAUUGGCCUUAAAAUGCCCCGAUUAUGCAAUUUUUGGAAAAAUGUGGCUGUUUAGGUUUAAAUCAGCUUAUUUGUUAGUAUGUAUAGAGUAUUCCUUUGCUGGUCUGAUGGAUAAGUCUUAUAUAGCAAAGACCUUUCUAUAACUGCCAGCUGUAAAAAUGGUGGGCUCAAUUGUCACAAAUUUGUUUUGUUUAUGCCCAACAUAUUAUUGACAACUGUAUAGAUUAAACUUAAAUAAAAUCUGAUGUAUUAAUACCUUUACAUUUUGCCUUUCAGUAGCUCUGGCAUUAAAAUGAUGGUGGGUGUGUUUACAUGCGUAGAGGACAGUGUAAUAUUGGUCUUGGUCCAUCACUAAGAACAUUGCACUUGUUUGGCCAUCCAAGUAAUUUUGAAUAUUAUUGAAACAAGAUCUGACAUGUAAAUAAGCCUAUAAUGUAAGCAAAUAACACAAUAGGCAAAUUGGCUUCACCUUAAUUUAACUGAGAAUGUCACAUUCAGAGUAAUACAUUCAAUAUAGUAGUUAGUACACUAAAAUUGAAACGAGAUAGGAAUUUGAGCAAGUAUCGAUACUGCCAAAAAUUUAAUUAACAGGACAAUAUCUGAGCUUUGAACUUGAACUUUACUAUGAUUUUGAGCUUUACCGGAAUAAAUGAGACAUAAUUCUAAGCUGAAGAGAGAAUAUAAUUUUCAUAUACAAAAUAAUAGAACUGUACUAACUACUAAAACAGGAGCAUAUUUUAUUUUCAUUGUGGUAAUGCAAUCGCUAUCAAAAUUGAGUCUGAAAACGCUACAAUACUGUCUACCUACAUACUAUCAACACACAACUGUUCAUUAACAUGGAAACACCUUCACCACAUUUUGCUAUUUUGAAUUACAUGAUAUUUUAAAAAUGUACUUGUAUCCUGUACAAUUCCUGUUAAUAUAGACUUAAGUGAAAUGGUUUUGGUUUGAGUUCUGCAUUGCAAUCAUAUUUGUAGUUAAGGACAGACAGGCAAAGUAAACACCAGCAUUUCAAAAAAGCAUUUUAUUGAUUAGGUAAAACUGUAUAACUGAUGUAAAUUUUGAGCUGGAGGGGCAUUGUCACAAUAGUUAGGUAAUUGAAAUGAAUUACUGGGUUAAGUACUGCAUUGUGUUCACUAUCUGUAACCCAAUUAUUACCCACCCUCCACCUCCAAUUAGCCUAGCUUUUUCAAUAAGGCCAACCAAUACAUUUUUUUUCAGCUCCUAUUUAAUUUUAUCUUUAUAAUUUGUACCAUUGUCUCAAAGCGGCCCAAGUCUGCUCGGGAUUCUGCUCUUCUGAAAAGGGUGCCUUUGGGGGAAAGAAUUUCUUGUCUUCUUGUGAUGUUGAUGUAUAUUAUUUCAUGCAUCCAUUUUCUCUUUCUGUCAACUAUGUAUAUUGCAUUAUUAGACAAUCUUAGGUUUUCUGUCUUCAUCCUAUCAAACUUCACUUUCACCACUAUUCAGACAUCUUACAGUGUAACUAAUAAAGCUGUUUUAA
This is a messenger RNA of Boleophthalmus pectinirostris (great blue-spotted mudskipper), 4719 nucleotides long. RefSeq names its product SMAD family member 2 (gene smad2). The transcript has 11 exons. The coding region runs from base 295 to 1722 and encodes 475 amino acids. Gene Ontology annotation, biological process: regulation of transcription by RNA polymerase II; anatomical structure morphogenesis; BMP signaling pathway. Gene Ontology annotation, molecular function: I-SMAD binding; DNA-binding transcription factor activity, RNA polymerase II-specific; RNA polymerase II cis-regulatory region sequence-specific DNA binding. Gene Ontology annotation, cellular component: heteromeric SMAD protein complex. NCBI's taxonomy places the organism in Eukaryota, Metazoa, Chordata, Actinopteri, Gobiiformes, Gobiidae. The record is from RefSeq and is a predicted model, not a curated record.